UCCGAAGGCCGAGGGAGCGUUAGUUCUCUGGAAGGAGCCCGGGUGACUUUUUCUCCACCUUCCUCGCUUCCGGUUCCUCCUCUUUCUCUUACUCCUCCCCCUUCUCCACCCUCUAUCCACACAAUAGGAAAACUGAGGUGAUUUUAUUUAGGAGCUAGAAAUGGAGUCGAUAUACCUUCAGAGGUGCCUGGGGACAUGCCUAACUCAAGGCCUCGCAGAGGUGGCAAGAGUUCGCCCAUUGGAUCCAAUCGAAUAUUUGGCCUUGUGGAUUUAUAAGUACAAGGAAAAUGUGACCAUGGAGCAAUUGAGACAGAGAGAGAUGAUUGAGUUGGAGCAUGAGAGAGAAUUAGCGAUGAUGGAACAGGAAAUGCUGGAGCGACUUAAAGCAGAAGAACUCUUGUUUCAGCAGCAGCAGCUGGCAUUCCAACUGGAAUUGGAAAUGCAAGAAAAAGAGAAGCAGGAGACAGAAGAACUCCAGAGAACUCAACAAGAAUUAAAUAAGGACAUGAGCCUGGAGGGCAUAGCCAGGGGUGAGGAGUCCAUCCUGUCAGAGGAAUCAGUGGACUCAGGCAAAACGUUAGCUGAAAUCAGUGAUCGGUAUGGGGCACCUAACUUGAGCAGAGUGGAAGAGCUUGAUGAGCCAAUGUUAUCUGAUGUUGCAUUAAACAUUGAUCAAGAUUUGUAGGACCAACCAACUGCAAAGAAUUAUUUUCUACCUGUUUCAAACUUCAAAUCACAAGGGCCCUAAUAUGUAUUUUCUUCCUCCAAACUUGAACUCUACUCCCCCGGUUAACUUUAUAAAUGGGACUCAAGGGUAUCCUUAAAAUACAGUUUAGAUUUCUCAGUA
Messenger RNA from Peromyscus maniculatus bairdii (prairie deer mouse), 847 nucleotides. RefSeq names its product DPY30 domain containing 1 (gene Dydc1). The record is from RefSeq and is a predicted model, not a curated record. NCBI's taxonomy places the organism in Eukaryota, Metazoa, Chordata, Mammalia, Rodentia, Cricetidae. Gene Ontology annotation, cellular component: Set1C/COMPASS complex.